Glossina fuscipes is the source of this 2114-nucleotide messenger RNA. RefSeq names its product zinc finger protein 436-like. Lineage: Eukaryota; Metazoa; Arthropoda; Insecta; Diptera; Glossinidae. The record is from RefSeq and is a predicted model, not a curated record. The transcript is spliced from 8 exons. The coding region runs from base 220 to 2064 and encodes 614 amino acids. Gene Ontology annotation, molecular function: RNA polymerase II cis-regulatory region sequence-specific DNA binding; zinc ion binding; DNA-binding transcription factor activity, RNA polymerase II-specific. Gene Ontology annotation, cellular component: PcG protein complex; transcription regulator complex; nucleus. Gene Ontology annotation, biological process: regulation of transcription by RNA polymerase II.
UUCUAAAUCUUUAUUCAAAAACUUAAAGUGAAUUAAUAUACAAUUGAAAGACACAAAUAAACUGAUUUGCUUUUCAACUAUAUAACAAACAUAACAAACUAGAUUCGCUCAAUAAUAGCAUUAAUAAACUAAGCAAAAAACAUUUGUUGUACGGAAGACGGCAUUGUUUGUAUUUGGUUUUUUUCAUUUUAUGAUUGUGGAAUUUUCAUAUGAUAGGAAAUGGAAAUUAGCAUAAAGUGGAAUAUAUGUCGUGUUUGCCUGCAAGAGGAGACCGAUUCUAAGAGUUCUCCUAACGCUGGACAUAUGCGAUAUAUAUUUAACGAUAACAGUGAAGAAUUGGCUCACGAAAUUUACGAGUGUGCCGGAAUAAUGAUGAGACCCGAUGAUAACUUACCGCAAAAGAUAUGUCGGCGUUGCCUAAAUGUCUUAAGGAGCGCAGUGUAUUUUCGCAAAACGUGCCGGGAAUCUGAUAAAUAUUUACAGUCAGUCAUACAACGUACAAAAUCGGCUAGCACUCUGUUUAAAUUAGAUCGUAAAGAUAAUAAUCGUUUCAACUUUUUGGAUAAAAAUGCCGAAGAUUCUUCUUAUUCAUCUCAAAAUAACUGUGAAGAGGAAACGUUGGAUGAUAUUGACGGCGAAGGUUUUAUUAAGGAGGGUACGUUAAAGCGUAAACAGCGCUUUGGUCGUUUUACGCGUAAAAAAAUGAGAUCUCUAGAUAUGCCUAUUAGUUCUAGUUUAAUUGCAAUUAAAGAGCAUGAAUAUCAAAUACCGGAUUCAGGCGGCUAUGAAGAGGAAACAAAUGAUUUGACUCUUAUGGAUAUCAUAGAGAAGGGCGAUGAGGAAAAAUGUAUAGAUGAGGAGGAGCACGACGCAAGUCACGAAAACGAGGAAGAAGAUCCUACUAAAACUGGGGAAGAAAUUACAGAUGAAACUUACGAAAGGAUUGAGCGUGAUGCUCUAGAAACAUCGCACGAAUAUGAAGCAGACGAGCAUAACUCAAAUGAAACCGAUGCGGAAAAUUGCCACGAUAAUAAUUCCAAUGGUUUGAGGACAACUAGCUUUGCUAAGUUACAUAAUAUUAUUAGUAAAUCACCUACGCCCGAAGAAAACGUUGGGAAGAAUGAGACAAUCGAUGAAGUUGAGGAGAAUGGAGACAAUGCUGAUGAGACAAAUUUCGAAUCGGAUGUUGUAGUAAAAAGAGAAGAAAUUUACAUUCUAUUGAAUGAGGAACAAGCCGAUGUGCAUACAAAUAUUGAUAAUCAAGAAAAUGCAAACAUCGAGUACGUGUCCGGGGAAGAAGGGGAUUUAGAUCUAGAAACUCUUGAGGAUUUCGAAAGCGCCCAAGUUACGUCCACAGUUCGAGGUAAUGGCGAGGAGAAACCCGACGAACCUGGCGACAUUGAAGAAAGCACAACAAAUUUAUCGUAUCCUGAAACUCAUCAAUCUGAAAAGUCGGGCUUCGUUGUAACUGAAUACAUUAUACCAGACGUAACGGAAACUAAAGUGAAGAAGGAGGCCAAUUAUGUAGGUAAAGGCAAAAUUACUUUUGUCAAAGCCCGUUCAUCACGAGGUAAGAAAGAUGACGGCUUUGCUAAUAAUAAUUCUGUCGCUGUCACUACAAUUAAUUGCACGGUGUGCGGAAAUAUGUUUACCAGUCGUCAUCUAUUAAAUGCCCAUAUGCGAAUACAUCGGCAGGAGAAACCACACGAAUGCGAAUUGUGUUUUAAACGUUUUAUAACGGCGUGUAAUUUGCAGGCUCAUAUGCGUAUACACACCGGUGAAAAACCGUUUGAGUGUCAAUUUUGUGGACGUCGUUUUACCGAUCGCAGUACUCAUAUAAGGCAUGAAAGGGUGCAUACAAAUGAAAAACCAUUCACCUGCGAAUAUUGCAAUAAAGCGUUCGCUUUGUCUACAACUUUGCAGGCUCAUAUUAAAGUUCAUACAGGCGAACGACCGUACAAAUGUGGACCAUGUGACAAAUCGUUUAAAUUACCACAUCAGUUAAAAGCCCAUCAAAACACUCAUUUACAUAAAGCCGUAGAGCAAUUGAAAAUAAUUAAUUAAAAUUCAUAGUAAUAAAUUAUUCAUUUCAAUAAUAAUCAUCUCAUUAUUAA